GCCGACCCUGCUGGCUGUGGGCGGGGCGGCUCCGGGGGAGGCGGGGAGCGGGGCGGAGUGGCUGCGCGGUACUAGCGGCGCCCGCCGAGGAAGGCGGCGGGAGCGGGAAAGCGGCUCGCCCCGGCGUCCGGGCUGCCGAGCGGCCGCGCCCCGGCUCCAGUGGCCGCGGCGGAGCUGAGGGGCCGGGCGCCCUGGAGCAGCCCGCGGGCUCGGGCGAGCGGAAGAUGGAGGAGAAGGGUGGCAGCGGCGGGGACGCCGGCGGAGAGCAGCUCCGCGUCGUCAAGCACGAGCUGCGGACGGCUAAUUUAACCGGACAUGCAGAGAAGGUGGGGAUUGAAAAUUUUGAGCUCUUAAAGGUCUUAGGAACUGGAGCUUACGGAAAGGUGUUUCUCGUGCGUAAAGUGAGUGGCCACGAUGCUGGAAAGCUGUACGCCAUGAAGGUCCUGAAGAAGGCCGCCAUCGUCCAGAAGGCCAAGAGCACGGAGCACGCGCGGGCGGAGCGGCAGGUCCUGGAGCAGGUGCGGCAGUCGCCCUUCCUGGUGACGCUGCACUACGCCUUCCAGACGGAGGCCAAGCUCCACCUCAUCCUAGAUUAUAUAAAUGGUGGAGAGCUUUUUACUCAUCUUUCUCAGAGAGAGCGUUUCACAGAGCACGAGGUGCAGAUCUAUGUCGGAGAGAUCGUGCUUGCCCUGGAACACCUGCACAAGCUGGGGAUUAUAUACCGCGACAUUAAGCUUGAGAAUAUUCUGCUUGAUUCUAACGGCCACGUGAUGCUGACAGAUUUUGGUCUGAGUAAGGAGUUUGUGGCUGACGAAGCUGAAAGAGCAUAUUCCUUUUGUGGAACCAUUGAAUACAUGGCACCGGAUAUUGUCAGAGGGGGAGACUCGGGACAUGACAAGGCAGUUGACUGGUGGAGUUUAGGUGUUCUAAUGUAUGAAUUGCUAACUGGAGCAUCUCCGUUCACUGUUGAUGGCGAGAAGAACUCCCAAGCUGAGAUAUCUAGGAGAAUAUUAAAGAGCGAGCCUCCGUAUCCCCAGGAAAUGAGUGCUGUAGCCAGAGACCUGAUCCAGCGUCUCCUGAUGAAAGAUCCCAAGAAGAGACUGGGCUGCGGUCCACGCGACGCAGAUGAAAUCAAAGAACAUCCCUUCUUUCAGAAAAUAAACUGGGAUGAUUUAGCUGCCAAAAAAGUGCCCGCACCCUUCAAGCCAGUCAUCCGAGAUGAAUUAGAUGUGAGUAACUUUGCAGAAGAAUUCACAGAAAUGGACCCCACCUACUCUCCCGCAGCUCUGCCCCAGAGCUCCGAGAGGCUGUUCCAGGGCUAUUCCUUUGUUGCCCCUUCCAUCCUCUUCAAGCGUAAUGCAGCUGUCAUGGACCCCCUUCAGUUUCACAUGGGAGUUGACCGCCCCGGAGAGACGCACGUUGCAAGGAGCGCGAUGCUGAAGGAGUCUCCAUUCUACCAACACUAUGACCUAGAUCUGAAGGACACACCACUGGGAGAAGGAAGUUUUUCAAUCUGCCGAAAGUGUGUUCACAAAAAAAGUAACCAAGCAUUCGCAGUCAAAAUAAUCAGCAAAAGGAUGGAAGCCAGCACUCAGAAAGAGGUAACAGCUCUGAGACUCUGCGAAGGACACCCCAAUAUUGUGAAAUUACAUGAAGUUUUUCAUGAUCAGCUUCACACAUUUCUAGUGAUGGAACUUCUGAACGGGGGAGAGCUGUUUGAACGCAUUAAGAGAAAGAAGCAUUUUAGUGAGACGGAAGCCAGCUACAUCAUGCGGAAGCUGGUUUCAGCUGUUAGCCACAUGCAUGACGUCGGAGUGGUACACAGAGAUCUGAAACCCGAGAAUUUAUUGUUUACUGAUGAAAAUGACAAUUUGGAAAUUAAAGUCAUUGAUUUUGGGUUUGCACGCUUGAAGCCACCUGAUAAUCAGCCUCUGAAGACGCCGUGUUUCACUCUUCACUACGCUGCCCCAGAGCUCUUGAAUCACAACGGCUAUGAUGAGUCCUGUGACCUCUGGAGCUUGGGCGUCAUUUUGUAUACAAUGUUGUCAGGGCAAGUUCCAUUUCAGUCUCAUGAUAAAAGUCUGACAUGCACCAGUGCAGUGGAAAUCAUGAAGAAAAUUAAAAAGGGAGAUUUCUCCUUUGAAGGAGAAGCCUGGAAGAAUGUAUCCCAAGAGGCUAAAGAUUUGAUCCAAGGACUCCUCACAGUCGAUCCAAACAAAAGGCUUAAAAUGCCUGACUUGAGAUACAAUGAAUGGCUUCAAGACGGCAGUCAGCUGUCCUCAAAUCCUCUGAUGACUCCAGACAUUCUGGGCUCUUCAGGAGCCGCGGUGCACACGUGUGUGAAAGCCACCUUCCACGCCUUCAACAAAUACAAGAGAGAGGGGUUCUGCCUCCAGAACGUGGAUAAGGCCCCUCUGGCCAAGAGGCGGAGGAUGAAGAAGACCAGCACCAGCACGGAGACGCGCAGCAGCUCCAGCGAGAGCUCGCACUCCUCGUCCUCCCACUCGCAGGGCAAGAGCACGCCCACCAGGGCGCUGCAGCCCGGCCACCCCGCCGAGGGCGGCGCGCCCGAGAGCCUCUUCCAGUUCUCCGACUGAGCGCCUGGGCAGCGUCCCUGCAGCCCCGCGGCGCGCCCGGGGGCCAGGCCUGUGCUCUGAGAAGCACACCCCGUUGGGCCCGCUGGCAUCCGCCCCGUAGGGAAUUUUCCCAGGAAAACCCCGUUGGUUAUCCUCGUCCAGAAGCACCGGCGGAGAACGGGACUGUGAGUGGAGCGCACGGCAUGCGGUUAGUGACCGGGAUGACGCCCGCAGGACUGUCCUGAGAGGGCAGAGACGUCUGUCCGUCUGAGUGGGGCCGGUGAGGUUUGAGCCGCUGACAGUAAGUCACAGGGUCCUCAGAGGUCCGCCAGCAAGAGUUCCUAGGACUGUGAUGAUACCUGUGCUUCGCCUUGUGGGCAUUGUGGGUUUUUAAGAGAUAUGCAUCCUUUGAACAGUGAUUGAUCAGAAAAAAAAAAAAAAGGUCUAACUGUUUUCCAAAAGAUUCUGUCAUGAAUUUUAUGUGUGGUGUAAACUUUUUUCUUGAGAGAGGAUUUUAACUUAUUUUUAUUUUAUGGUUACCUAUGACGAUACCCUACUAUUAUUAAUCUUUUUCUAAAAAGUAAAAAGAAAGGCAUAAGGAGGUCCCAUGCUUUGUAUUGGGGACCUCGCUGAGAUGCAUGCUAAGCUACGUAUGUUUUUAAUUUUGCACUGCUCUUUCCUGGCAAUUUGUUUUCAUGGUUACUGCGAAAUAUUAAGGUACAUGUCUCUGUUUUAAGUAAUAUUGCACUUUAUAAAAAAUAUGAAUAAAGCAAGCUGUUUUAUAAAGUGCACUCUUUAAAGCAUAUGUACUGUAUUUUUGCCUUUCCCCCCAUUAUCUACUUUAGGUUUGCCCUCCCGUCCCUUCUGCUCAGGGUGCAGUGUGGAAGGGGCUGUGGUGUGUGGCGGAAGCGUCAGCCGCCGCGGCGCCGCCGUGAGGAGACCUGAGUGGGAAUCCUCCUGAACACUGUGCUCAUUUGAACACUGUGCCGUCCGCAGCGAGGCGCUCCUCCUGUGGUCAGAUUAUGUACAUAAUACUUUAGAACCGUAUCUAUGACUUGUUUGGAAGUAUUUCUGUUCAAUUUUAAAUCCAGAAAGCAUAUUUUAUGCAGAGCACUUGUAUUGCUCAAAAGUUCCGAGUUCAUAACGGAAAACAAGUGCUGUGUGCUGAGGACAUUUUACUGAAUGAUCGCUGCUUUUUAAAAUGCGAUUGAUUCAUUCCCUAUGCAAAAGAAGAAGUGGUAGGAUUUGUGUGUUGUAUUUUUUUUUAAGCCAUCACACGAAAUGUCAGGACUGAGAAAAGUGAUUUUUUGCUAUGUUUACAGGAAUCAUGUUUAAAAAGGUAAUGCCCAAUAUGUUUAUUUUGUCAGUUUUGUUAACAAUAACCUCUUGAGCAUUAGUUUGGAAUUGGGCAUGAUAUUUAUUUAUUCCUUUCUUGAGAUAAUAGCAGCAUUAAUUUCAACCAGUUAUGAAUACUAAAAAUAGUGCACUCUAUGUAAUAGUAGCAUAUUUAUUACUGAACCAAUGUAUAUAUUAAUAGCACAAGCAACAAAAAUGGCAAAUAUUAAACUAUUUUCAAAAUGUA
Molecule: messenger RNA, 4158 nt
Organism: Cervus elaphus (red deer)
Lineage: Eukaryota; Metazoa; Chordata; Mammalia; Artiodactyla; Cervidae
Gene: RPS6KA5
Product: ribosomal protein S6 kinase A5
Exons: 17
Coding region: 225-2597 (790 amino acids)
Biological process (GO): intracellular signal transduction; regulation of DNA-templated transcription; protein phosphorylation
Molecular function (GO): magnesium ion binding; protein serine/threonine kinase activity; ATP binding
Source: RefSeq, a predicted model, not a curated record